Messenger RNA from Impatiens glandulifera, 651 nucleotides. RefSeq lists its product as uncharacterized. Bases 1 to 651 code for a protein of 216 amino acids. The record is from RefSeq and is a predicted model, not a curated record. NCBI's taxonomy places the organism in Eukaryota, Viridiplantae, Streptophyta, Magnoliopsida, Ericales, Balsaminaceae. The transcript has a single exon.
AUGGCAUUUUAUUCCGAUGAAGAACAACCAUGGAAAUGUUCAAGACACCCACCAAUCACCAAUCGCAAUCACACCGGAAUCUGUCCAAUUUGUCUCCGAGAUCGCCUCAUUAACCUCUGCCCCAACUGCGCCAACCCCCGCCCUUGCCCUUGUUGCCGGCCACCUUCCUCCGGCAACACCUCCGGCAGCACCUCCGGCAGCAACUCAUCAUUCUAUGACCUCUUCCCCCCUUCAUCUUCCUCCUCCGGUCAUGGCCAAAUCGGCCGUGUCUCAAAUCUAAUUGAAAGUGAACCACCUUUUGGUCGAUCAAGAUCAGUAGGAGUUCACCUCCUUAAAUCAAGAUUCUCCGGCGAUCCAAUUAUCUCUAACAAGUCCAUCAGAGCAAUCCCGACUGAAAACCGAAUUGGGAUUUCAAGAUUUUGGUCGGUGUUUCGUACCCAAAAGAUCAAAGAAGAAUUCCGUGAAGAAGAUGUGAAUUCUCAAAUGAUGAGAUCGAGAUCUGUUUACAGUACUAUUGCUGCAAAGGCGACACCUAAAGCGUCGGCAAUGACAAGGACGACGGUUGUGAAAUCGACAAAAGGGUGGAAUUUUCCUAGUCCGAUGAAAGUUUUCCGACAACAUAAAACAUCUAAGGUUGUACAAGAACAUUAA